Messenger RNA from Oppiella nova, 1365 nucleotides. NCBI's taxonomy places the organism in Eukaryota, Metazoa, Arthropoda, Arachnida, Sarcoptiformes, Oppiidae. The record is from the annotation of a GenBank genome assembly.
AUGAUUAAAUGGAUUCAAUUGUUUCAUGUUUUCGACGACGAGAGAGGAUAUAAUAUAUUGUUUGUUACAAAUCGUGGUUUGGUUUACGGUUUUGGAUCUAAUUAUUAUGGAUCUCUUGGUUUGGGACACAACCGCUAUGUCCGUGAAAUCCAAGAGAUUGAGAGAUUGCGCCACAAGAAUAUCACACAAUUCUUCAAUGGAGACGACUUUGUGUUAGCCCUCACUCAACACAACUGCCUCUAUGGUUGGGGUCUUAAUAAUAAGGGACAGUUAGGUUUGGAACUCCCGAAUAUGGAUUUCCCAUUUAUAAAACCAGAACUUAUUAAUCCUGAAAACAUGGAAAAUAAGUCAAUCUAUCAAAUAAGUUGUGGUUAUUAUCACACAAUGAUUCUCACGAGUGAUCGCUUUGUCUAUGGAUGGGGUUUUAAUAUGUACGGACAGUUAGGUUGUGGACCAGACAGUGAUAUACAAAACGGAACCAUAUUUCGAGUGAAUUUCAGUCCUAAUCACGAAAUUAAAAGCAUUUAUUGUUGUCCUUAUUCUUCAUUUGCCAUCACAUCGAAGGGAGAGGUGUUUAGUUGGGGUCGAAACGGUUGGUAUAAUUUGGGACACAAUUCAUCGGGUAAUAUAUGGAAACCACAACUCAUUGAAGACAUGACUGUUGUUUCCGAAGUGAAUCAAUACAAGCGUUUAUAUAAAGAGUUGCAUUUAUUAGGUUCGGGAGGUUUUGAGGAAGUGAUGAAUUACGGGAAUUGGGAUGAAGACAAUGUGUAUAACAUUCUUAUGGAGUUGUGUUCCGAUAGUCUGCAGAAUAUUCUUCAACACAAACCACAAGUAUUUGGUCGACAACCGGAAGAACCCAUGAAUUCAAUCGAGUUUUACAUUUCGUGUCAUAUAUUCAAAGAGAUCUUAGAAUGCGUUCAAUAUUUACAUGAAUUAAAUCCUCCGGUCAUUCAUAGAGACCUAAAACCCGACAAUAUAUUAGUGGCGAAGACUGUAAGGAACGGCAGGUUUUUCAAAAUUGGUAACUUUUGUUUGGCGACUGUUCACCAGGACUCGUCAGAUAAGGGAGAUCUGAGAUAUCAGGCGCCAGAAGUGGGUCGAGGAGUGGUCUAUAACCAUAAGAUAGAUGUCUACAGUUUGGCUAAAAUUGCUGAAAACAUUUUUGGGAUUCAUUUGGAGGACAAACCUUUACAUAAGUAUUCAGACAAUGAAGUUAUGAACAAAUGUUGGCUUAAGUUAACAGAAAUAUUGCAUUCAAUGUCAUACUAUAACUGGAAUCACCCGCACAUACCCGGCCCUCACUGGACAGACAGACCCGAGUGCUCACAAGAUCAGGUGGUUUUGGGACCGUUAGGCGAGUAA